AUGUUCUUAUCAUCAUCAUCCACUGAUGAAGGCUCUCCAAAUAAUCCAUCAACCUCUUUUAUUUUCUUAAGUCUAACCAACUGUAGUGAUGAGUUAGGUCAAUCACAUCAUUCCAACUUCUCCAUCAGAGAUUAUGCAUGUAAUAACCGGAGCAAGAACAUUCAGAAAAGCUGGCCGUUUUCCUCAACAAGUUUGCAACUCUGUUUGAAACAUGGCUUAAGUGAUCCAUUGCCAUCAAUGCAGCCUCUUAACUCUGUGGUAAGCCAUCCUCCUGAAGCUUCUUCAUUGAAGAAGCCAGACAUAGCUCUUGUUGAAGCGAUAAGCUGCAAGAGGAAGUUUGAAAAACUUGUCCUCAAUCAUGCAUUAGCAGAGUCUAAACAUGGCUUUGAGAAUGGUUCUUUGGUGAGUAAUUCAAAAUCCAAAAUAAAAGUAGCCAACAUUGACUCUGGACAGCAGGCAAUCAGCAAGCCAAGCAACCCUAGAGGUAAGCCAAGGAUGAAAGUUAAAACUAUGGUUGAUAUAUACGCUGCUGCAAAAGGAUGCACAUUGGAAGAUAUUGAUGAGAGAAAUGGAAGAAAGUGGGCUGUGACUUCAAGCUACUCAAACCAGGUAGUCUCUGAGAAGAAUAAGACUGAAGUGUGCAACAAAAGGAAGAAUCACAGCGUCAUUGAUGAAGAUGCUGCUGGCAAUGGCAUUGGACCUGUCUACACUGAUGCUAAGGGACAAAAACUGCGGAUUAUAUCUGAGUUUAACGAGAAAGCUUCUGAACCAUCAAGAGAGCAUGAAGAAGAUGUCAGUGAGAAGAAGUAUUUUAAAGGGAAAAGACUUGGGGGAAAGAAGUAUUACAAGCAUUGUAAAGACAAUGCUUCAGAGAUAUUGGAGUAUCUAGGAGGAGGUUAUUCUGGAAAAUGUAGAGUCAUGGAGAAGUCAGAAACCCCAGGUACAACUCAGUGUAGGAUUAAGAAGAAUGAGCAUCCAAUGUCAGCAGAUCCUCUUGUGUCAACAGGUCCAAGUCAUGCGAGUGUUGAUUUAUCCGAGACAGUUUCUUAUCCUUUAAUCAGUCAAAACUCAUGGAGAAGUUGUGGCGAGAGCCAAGUCUCUGGAAAGAUCACUAAAAGGGAGAGAUGUUCAAUGCAUGUGGAGAAGGUGUUUGGAUCCGGGGGUAAGAGUGUUAUGAAGUUGAAGAAAGAAGAGGAAGAUGAAGAUUCAGGGAGAUGGGAGUCUGAAAUGACUCAAGAACGUGUACUGACAGAUUGGGAUGAUAAUGAAGAAGCAGAUAGGGUCUUUCUAAGCUCGAAUACUUCAACUACUGGUGGUGAAGAGACUGGUAAUAAUAACAAAGGAGAUGGUAAUAUGUUGGACAAAACCAAUGAGUUGGUUUACGAGAGAAGUGGUUGUGAACGAGGAGGAAGCACAUUCAUGGAGGUUGAUCUCAUUCCUAUUCCAGGACCUCCAGGUUCAUUUCUACAGUGUCCUUGGGAUAUGGAAACUGAACAUCAUGGAAACUAUGCAGUUAUUACAAGCCAUGUCAAAUCUUCCCAAGAUCAGCCUGAUCUCACUGACAGAAACUCAUCUGAAUCAGUAAUCUCAAACCAUGCAGCUCUUGAAACACAGACUUAUAGGCUUCAUAACAUCAUCACUACUGUGCCUGCGGCUCCUUCAAAUUCCAACUCGGUGUUGCGGCUAAUGGGAAAGGAUCUGGUGGUUAUCAACCAAUUAAGAGAAGAGACUUCACAUGGAGAUUAUUCAAGUUUAAAACCAACUUCUCAGCCUCAAAAUCUCUCUAAGAAACAACAUGUGUCUCCUCCUGUUCAUCGUCCUUAUGGUGGAAACAGUUUGUAUCUCAACACCAGCACAAGCUUUUACAACAAUUCAGAUCAAGAAAUUCCAUUAGAUUUCUAAUCAACUUAGUCAUUUCCUAUGCUAUUUUUAAGAAGUUUUCUCCUCAACCAUUCAAAGGUUCCGUGAUUAUAUAAUUAAGCGGUUGAGAAAAAAUCUCAAGAGGCUGCUUUGAAGAAAAGGUGAUGUAAACUCUCUCUUGGAAUCUAGCUAGUACCUACAUCAUUAGGAUAUUGAGAACUCCACUAAUUAAGGUGAAGGACCCAC
This is a messenger RNA of Eruca vesicaria subsp. sativa (arugula), 2106 nucleotides long. The record is from the annotation of a GenBank genome assembly. NCBI's taxonomy places the organism in Eukaryota, Viridiplantae, Streptophyta, Magnoliopsida, Brassicales, Brassicaceae.